AUGGACUCCUUACUGAAAUUGCAAACUCAAGUCAUUAAAGGCAAUACCACAACAGGUGAGAAUAGUAAUGGUGAGGAUACCAAACAGACAAAACGUACUGUUUCUAUUCCAGUUUCUCGUCUAGCAGAUGCGAAGAAAAACGCCGCUACAGUUCCAUCUAUAUAUCCAGAAGAAGGAAAAGGAAAAGGAGAAGGAGAAGAAGGUGGGAUGUUAACAGUGAGGAGAUUGGAUUCUUCCCAUCGGAAGACAACACCAGGAGGAGAAAAAGAAAAAGGAGUAAUCACAACUGUAACUACAAAAACUACAAAAACGACAAUACGAUCAACACAGCAGAAUUACGCGGCGGGUACUUUUAUAAAUGAAGAGAAAACUAUGUGGCAACUUUCUACUUUACAAUAUUCUGCCGCAUCUCCUGCAGUUGCAAAGGCUGCUAGUGUAGAGGAAAGUAAUAAUAAAGGAUCUUUAUCUUAUCCAGGUGGUGCUGUUCUUCCUGCACUAAUGUCCAAACUCUCAGAUGUUGAACGGCUUCUCUACACUAUGCUUCCACCCAAACAAACUGUUAAUAAAGAAACAGGAGAAACAAUUAUGCAAUUUGUCUCUGUGGAACCCUCUUCUCGUGUGGAGGUGGCGGAAUUACAUCAACGAUUGAUUCAACGAUUACAAGAACGUGCCGCUCGAAACAGUGGAAUAUGUCCAAUUAGACGAGAAAUAUAUGCAGAGGUGUUUGAUGAAUUAAUUAGAGAAAUAACACUUGAAGAACCUGUACGAGGUAUUUUACUCUUACGUGUUCGUGAUGAACUUUAUCAAAGUUUAGCGGCCCAUCGUUCUCUUUCAGAACGGGCGAUGUAUUAUGCCUCUAAACAACGAGUAGAAGCCCUGAAAGGUAUGGAUGAACUUCGUCAACGGAUUACACAAUUGGAAAAGGAAAAGGCGGAAUUAAUUGUAAAGCGAAAAACAGCUUCUUUACGAGAAGAACAAUUACGACGUGCUAUUGAAGAAGAAAAUAUUGCACGGAAUAAAGCUUGGCAGGAUGAAUUGGGUUACUACAGACGGUCUAACAGACAAUUAUCUCAACGUAUCAAGGAGGAAACAGAACGGGCUAAUGCACAAGGAGUUGCAGUAACGAAUGUGGCACGAGAAGUUAUUGAUACUGGUGAACCCACGGCAACAACGGCAUCGUAG
Molecule: messenger RNA, 1182 nt
Organism: Trypanosoma theileri
Lineage: Eukaryota; Euglenozoa; Kinetoplastea; Trypanosomatida; Trypanosomatidae
Product: putative 33 kDa inner dynein arm light chain, axonemal
Exons: 1
Coding region: 1-1182 (393 amino acids)
Cellular component (GO): axoneme
Molecular function (GO): dynein heavy chain binding
Source: RefSeq, a predicted model, not a curated record